CCGAUGACGUCACGGGGCGGCGGCCAAUCGGCGGCGGCGGGGAGGGGCGCAGCGGCUGAGCGGCUGAGGCGGCGGUCCCGGUCCCGGUCCCGGUCCCGGUCCCGGUCCGGCCAUGGCCCAGUACGGCAGCCCCGCGGUGCUCCCGGACAACCCCUUCCAGGACCCCGCGAUGGUGCAGCCCCGGCCCGGCCCCGAGCGGGCGCUGGAUGCCUACAACCCCUUUGAGAGCGACGCGCCGCCGCCGCCGUACCAGGCCCCGUCGGCAGCUCCGCCGCCCGGCAUGUUCCCGCCGCAGGCGGCCGCGCAGCCCCCGCGCAAAGGCAGCCCCACGGAGCCCCGGAACUACGGUUCCUACGGCACGCAGGCCUCGGCGGCAGCCGCCACGGCUGAGCUGCUGAAGCGGCAGGAGGAGCUGAACCGGAAAGCGGAGGAGCUGGACCGGCGGGAGAGGGAGCUGCAGAACGCGGCCCUCGGCGGCACCGCAACGAGGCUGAACAACUGGCCCCCGUUGCCAUCCUUCUGCCCAGUGAAGCCUUGCUUCUACCAAGACAUCCCCGUGGAGAUCCCUGCUGACUUCCAGAAGACUGUUUCUACCAUGUAUUACCUCUGGAUGGCCAGCACCAUUGCUCUCUUCCUGAACUUUUUGUCCUCGCUGGCCUGGUUCUGUGUGGAGCCCUCGUCCGGUUCUGGGUUUGGCCUCUCCAUUCUCUGGGCUCUCCUCUACACGCCCUGCUCCUUUGUCUGCUGGUACAGACCGAUGUACAAAGCUUUCAGGAGUGACAGUUCGUUCAACUUCUUUGUCUUCUUCUUCGUCUUCUUUGCCCAGAAUGUGAUGUACGUGCUGCAGGCAAUUGGCAUACCAAACUGGGGAUUCAGUGGCUGGAUAUUAAGCCUGAUAGCACUGCGGGAGAACACAGCCGUGGCCGUGAUGAUGAUCCUGGUGUCCUUGUUCUUCACAGCAGUGGCUGUGUUGGGCAUCAUUAUGCUGAAAAAGAUCCACUCUCUGUACCGCCGGACAGGCGCCAGCUUCCAGAAAGCACAGGAGGAGUUUGCUGCGGGGGUCUUCUCCAACCAGGCAGUGCGCACCGCAGCAGCCAACGCUGCUGCGGGUGCUGCCACCAAUGCCUUCCGGGCACCCUAGCGGGGCGGGGGCCCUGGCUUCUCAUUGCACGUGGGCCCUUUCUAAGGAAGAGGAAGUCCAAGUUGCAUUUUCAUUGGAUCCCUAUGUGUCUGCAUCAGCUGUCAGAGGCUGCCUCAUCCCAGCUUGGAAGUGCUGGUGCUUGAAUUGUCUGCUGCUGCAACCCCUUUCCUCACGGAUGGAGGCUGUUCUGGUUUGUGCUGGUGCCCUUCCCUCAGUGGGCUGGGGAAGGAGAGGGUUGGGACAUGCUGUGGCCAAGCCCUGCGCCUGUCAUUGCCCUCCCUUCCAGCACCAGGAGCCUCCUCCAGAUGUGUGACAGGGACUGAAGCGGCUGUUCACCUUCCCUGUGUUGGCCAGGGCUCUCCUGUUUCCCCACCUGGUGAUGCCACUUGUAUGCCCUGGGGCACGAAGGGUUCGCCUGUGUGCCCGGCCCCAGGGCAGGCAGAGGCUGGCUCUUCCCUGGAGGCUUUUGCCUGCCUUCCCUUUGAUGUGGGACCUGAUUCUUUGCCAAGAAAGUUGUCACCGUCUUCCCCACCAGGGGCUUGUUCUGGGAGGCUGGGGCUGGCUCUGGCCCCAGGGUGCUGAGCUUGGAGGCAGCCCCCCCUCUGGUCCCUCUCCCCAUCCUCUCCCUCUCUUCUUUGCUGGGCUGAGCCUGCUCCAGGCACGGGGAUAGAGCAGGGCUGGGACAGGCAGCAGGGGUGCAUGUGGGGCUCCCUGCCUUCAGUCUGAGUGCCCGGCCACAGCCACCUGUUGCUGGCACAUGGGGACCCUAAAGCUGGCCUGGGCACUUGGGAGGGUUCUUGGUACCCCCUAACACUCCUUGGCUCCAGCAAGGUGGGGGCAACAGCCUUUCCCUUCUCUGACUGCCCUGGGGCCAUGGACCCCUUCCCUCCCUGGCACUUGACCCAGAACCUGCCCCUUCCUCAGGGGCCUUUGCCGUUCUCCCUUCUUGGGGGGCUGUGCCAGUCCCCGUGUGUGUGCCCUGUGUCCCUGCUAGCCCCUGGUAUCCUCGCUCCCCUGUGCCAGCGCCCUCCGGGACCCCUGGGACGGACCUCAUGAGUUCUGCUUUGCCCCAUCUCCUCCCUGAUGCUCCUGGGUUUGGCCCUGCGGCUCCGGGGCUGGCGGGGAGGUUCGUGCCUUCAUCCCCUCGCAGCCGCGGCUCGGCCCCGGUCCGCCGCGGGGGCUGGCGCCGGUGGGGGCGGCGGCGGCCCCUGCUCCGGCCCCUCGGCUGUUGCUGUGCCCGAGGUCAAGCUGCCUCCGGCUUUUAUUUAAGGAAUAAAUGAAGUUUUGCUCCGUG
Molecule: messenger RNA, 2435 nt
Organism: Phalacrocorax carbo (great cormorant)
Lineage: Eukaryota; Metazoa; Chordata; Aves; Suliformes; Phalacrocoracidae
Source: RefSeq, a predicted model, not a curated record